This is a messenger RNA of Brassica napus (rape), 1886 nucleotides long. Its product is annotated as long chain base biosynthesis protein 1-like. Bases 309 to 1751 code for a protein of 480 amino acids. Gene Ontology annotation, cellular component: endoplasmic reticulum. The record is from RefSeq and is a predicted model, not a curated record. Gene Ontology annotation, biological process: ceramide biosynthetic process; sphingosine biosynthetic process. Lineage: Eukaryota; Viridiplantae; Streptophyta; Magnoliopsida; Brassicales; Brassicaceae. The transcript is spliced from 11 exons. Gene Ontology annotation, molecular function: pyridoxal phosphate binding; serine C-palmitoyltransferase activity.
AUAGAGUGAUCCGCCCGCCAGACACACCCGGUCGGAACCGGUCGUUGUCUUCUUUUUUCAAAUUGGUUUUUGUUCUCUGUAAUUGAUAAAAAAAAAUUUAAUUCUUCCCUCUGAUUCAUCAAAAUUGCAAAGCCAAUCUUUACAUCUGCACUCCUCGUGUGUCAACACUCUCUUGUGAACAACGACAACAACUUCUCUGCUCCUUUCCAUUUCUAUUUGUGAUCAGGUUUUGCCUCAAAGUGCAGCAGACUAGUUCAACUUUGAGGCAAAGUAAAGAAAAAGACGGAGCUUUUGGUUUUAUUUUAGCAAUGGAUACCAAUCUGGUGGAGAUGUUUAGGGCCGGUUUAAAAUGGUUUACAAUGCUUCUGGAUGCUCCUUCAGCUAGAAUUGUCUUGUUCGGUGUCCGAAUCCAAGGGCACAUAUUUGUGGAAGUUUUGUUGGGUUUUGUGAUAGUCUUCCUCCUCUCUCAAAAGAGUUACAAACCUCCCCAGCGACCUUUAACUGAACAGGAAAUAGAUGAGCUAUGUGAUGAAUGGGUUCCUGAACCUCUUAUACCGCCUAUUACACAAGACAUGAGGCAUGAGCCACCAGUUCUUGAAAGUGCUGCUGGACCGCAUACAACGGUCGAUGGAAAAGACGUGGUGAAUUUUGCGUCAGCUAACUAUCUUGGACUCAUUGGACACGUGAAGUUGCUGGAAUCAUGCACUUCUGCGUUGGAGAAAUACGGUGUUGGUUCUUGUGGCCCUCGUGGAUUCUAUGGCACAAUUGAUGUCCACAUUGAUUGCGAGACAAGAAUAUCUAAAUUCUUGGGCACUCCUGACACAAUCCUCUAUUCUUAUGGACUUUCCACCAUGUUCAGCACUAUCCCUUGUUUCUGUAAAAGAGGUGAUAUCAUUGUCGCCGACGAGGGUGUUCACUGGGGGAUACAAAAUGGACUUCAGCUUUCUAGAAGUACGAUCAUCUACUUCAAGCACAAUGACAUGGAAUCUCUUCGUAGUACUUUGGAGAAGAUCAUGACAAAGAACAAGCGCUCAAAGAACUUGAGGCGUUACAUUGUAGCUGAAGCUGUAUAUCAGAACUCAGGCCAAAUCGCACCUCUUGAUGAGAUAGUGAAACUAAAAGAGAAGUAUCGUUUUCGUGUUAUAUUGGAUGAAAGCAACUCUUUGGGUGUGCUUGGCCGUUCCGGGAGAGGUCUUGCAGAGCAUCACGGUGUCCCUAUUGAGAAGAUAGAUGUUGUGACUGCAGCAAUGGGCCACGCAUUAGCCACAGAGGGUGGGUUCUGCACCGGGAAUGCCCGCAUCAUCGAUUACCAGAGACUUAGCAGUUCAGGAUAUGUGUUCUCUGCUUCUUUGCCACCGUAUCUCGCGAGUGCUGCCAUCACAGCCAUUGAUGUCAUUGAUCAAAACCCUGAGUUGUUAGUCAAGAUGAAGCAGAACAUUGCUCUGUUAUGGAAAGGAUUGAAAGAUAUCAAGGGGAUGUCUCUAGCAAGCGACCCGGAGUCACCUAUAGUCUUCUUGAAACUAGAGAAGUCUAGUGGUUCAACUAAAGAAGACUUGCUUCUCCUCGAGAAAAUGGCUGAUCGUGCUCUGAAGGAAGAGUCCUUGUUGGUUGUGAGCUCUAAGAAGUCCUUUCUUGAUAAAUGCCGGUUACCUGUAGGGAUCAAACUAUUCGUCUCAGCGGGACAUUCAGAUUCUGAUCUUAUUAAAGCAUCAGAGUCCCUGAAGAGACUCGCUUCAGAGCUUCUACUCUAACUCCUAAUCCUUUUCUUUUUUUUUGUUCAUUACAUCUUAUGUUUUUUUUACAACCUUUUGUCCUACUUUAUAUUCUUGAUCAUGAUCAUGUAGCUUAGAGUUUAUUUAUAAUUUUAUCAAUAAUUUUUAGCUCUA